AUGGUCUGGUACAAUCUAUAUGUCAUUUCCUUUACAGCUCCAGGAGCAGCAGACCCAAAGUCUUCCCACCACGCGAUUCUGAUUGUUCCUACGGCUCGAUACACCUCCGACGACGCUACAGUUCCCGGACCAAGUGUUUACUUUUUGGAGUAUCAUGGGCUUAUUUAUGAUAAGGUCACUGGUUCCCGUACUUUCCCACCGCAAACUUCAUCUAUUUUGGCAGAAUAUUAUAUUCCUAAAGAUCUACCUAAUAUUACUGAAAAUUCAGAUUACGAUGACGACAAAAACGAUGACACUUGUAACUCGGAAUUUAGUAGCGCAGUUUCAAGCCGAUGCUCAACCCCAGCACCGCCUGUUUCCCCUCCUCUUAUCUCAUCUCCGGUGGCUAAAGAUGGAGCAGCAAAACCUGGAGAGUCUGAUACUGUGGAUUCUACUUGUGCUACUAACCCCGCAGACGUUGCUGAUACAGCUGCCCCGGGGAGGCCACUUAUUCGUGCGCCACAACCAAUUUCCUAUCAAGACUGGUUGCUGCGUGCAACAGGCCACACUUCGACACAAACCUCUAUUCAAUCUAAUUCAGAACCUACAAAAUCUAUAUCUCCAAACUUGACUGUAUCUCCAGCAUCCCCAGCAUCCCCAGCGUCUCAAGCUUCGGUCGUUUCGCCACCACGCACCCCAAGUCCAGCUCACACGCCUCUUCAGAUACGUAUGGAAACCCCUGGAACUCCAGAGUAUCUUUAUUUGCAUGGCCCUGAGUACCCUAUUUCAGGUUAUCGGUUAUUGGGUCGUACCCAAGAUCCCGAAGGCAUGGUGCAUCAAGCGGAAACCAUUACCAAAAUGCUACAGGCUAAUAUAAACAAAAAUGAUAUCGAACAUGAUAGAGAAGUUGGUCCAGAGGCUGGACUGUCUUGGAUUAACAGUGUCAUUGAUUCCUGUAUUUUACAGCGUAUUUUUUGGCCAUUGGACGAAACUGAAGACCGGUACUUGGAUUUGAAAGCACUCGAACAUCAUAAAUUGCCUGAAACUUCCCGGGGUCCUCGUAUAAUGGGACUUGGUCAAACAGAGCCUGAGACAGACGGAAAAAAGGAUGUCCAUGUAGCGGCAGUAUCCUCGGUUAAAGCAUCGUCACCAUCUCGUCCGGCCCCAAUUUCCAUCCCACCUGCUAGUAAGCGUAUUUUUGUGCGCAAAGAAGAUCUUUCUCCAGUACUACAAGAUUCAGAUUAUAAACGCCGUAUGGCUCGACGCGAGGCACGUCGAGUGCGUCGUCUUGAAAAAUCAAAAGCUGCUACUGUUUCUGCUUCGAAAAAGCAUUCGCACCGACGAUGGUGCGACCGGAGUCAUGGUUCUGACUCCAAAGGUGAUGAUGGUAUCGCCGAUGGAGGGAAAACGCGGCAUCAUAGACAUCAUUUUUCCCGCUCACACCACCAUUCCCGUCAGGCUCCUACCCCAACUGCUGCACUGGUGACGACUACGGCACCAGGAACUGCAGUGACUGGAGGAGGAUCCAACUCGCAUUUUGAGCUCAAGCAUCAUUUGUUAUGGUUUGAUCAGCAUAAUAAUGAUUCAGACAGUCGAGCUCGAACCCCUCGGUCUGAGUCGGAACCACCAAAUCGAGUGCUACAGCCGAAUUCUUCUCCUUCCCAGUCUCCUUCUCAAUCACCUCACCGAAUGCGUCGAAUGCGCAUGUUAUGGGGCCGUUCCAAAAGUCCCUCAGAAUAG
Messenger RNA from Magnusiomyces paraingens, 1719 nucleotides. RefSeq lists its product as uncharacterized. The record is from RefSeq and is a predicted model, not a curated record. The coding region runs from base 1 to 1719 and encodes 572 amino acids. The transcript has a single exon. NCBI's taxonomy places the organism in Eukaryota, Fungi, Ascomycota, Dipodascomycetes, Dipodascales, Dipodascaceae.